This is a messenger RNA of Penicillium egyptiacum, 480 nucleotides long. The record is from the annotation of a GenBank genome assembly. NCBI's taxonomy places the organism in Eukaryota, Fungi, Ascomycota, Eurotiomycetes, Eurotiales, Aspergillaceae.
AUGCAUGUUACCCGGCUGAGCUCUCUCUACACGAUGGCGUUGAAAAUUCCCUGGUAUCGUGCGGCUCGCAUCGUCCAAACGUCUGUGGCAAUCGCCGUUUUUGCUACUUCAGCGCACAUGCUAUGCACCUUAUUGUUGACAAUUCCAACAUUGUAUACUCUUGCUGUCGCAAUAUGCACCUUCAGUCUUGCCGCUCCUUACCUUGCCCUGGCCCCAGUUUACAUUCCUCGAUUUGAGCGUCGAUUUGUGAUGCCAACAGUAGAGGUUCUGUUAACAUCUCUUUGGCUGAAAGUGCUUAUUGUGCAAGCGUCGCCGGUAGAAUAUACUUCAAACGGUCUAUAUUCAACUCAGUGUAUCAUUACGUUGGCAACAAUUGAAUGGUAUGUGCUAGAAGCUAGUAUCAUGAGCAACGUUGAUUCACUUUCUAAUUACGAGCUCAUUCCAUUGGGACAUCAAUUACUUACGUCGAGUGAUAUCUAG